AUGGAGUAUAGAAACUCGUCCUUGCGUCUGCACGGUCUCCUGAUGAGCACCUCGAAUGAGCGCGUUGAGCGUCUAAUUACCCGGUACUUCAACCAACUAACUCGUGGCUGCCAGGACCCUCAGUGUCCUAAUCCUAAUUGCGCCUCUUCAGCCCGCUUUUCACAUUCUGGCAUCUCAGCAAAUCAGGCUGCCGCGCUUGCUCUUCAGCUCACAUCCCGCCAAGCGCCCUUGUGCUAUCCGUCAGAUUCGGCUGUUGACUUAGCGACCGACAGUAUGGAUACGGAUGAUGGUCUUGGCACUGAUCAUGACUCGGAGUUUCCGCACUCUAAUACCCGCUCCACUAUGAGUGAGCAGAUAACAGUUGGUACAUCUAACUCCACUGCUAUUGGUGAGUCGCUGAGCAAUUUACUGGAAGCCUCAGAGCUUUCCCGGGGAUCUUUCAUGCGACCGAACGAGAUUACUCGUCUGCUCAUGCUACUCUUUGAUGUCUCUGACACCGAUGAAGCCACUCCAGUGCGCCAACCGGAGAACCAGUCCUCGGGCGAUACAAAUGUCGGCAAUUCUCCUCAACUACUUCCACUUGACAACAGUCGCACUGAAGUAACGUCAAGUGCCGGCUCUGGUACUCGGUCGACAUCUUCCACUUUCACAUCUUGUUUGAGCGCCUCUGAUGAAGCGAACGGGAAUGCUGAAACGUUGAAAAAUCUUUGGACUAGCUCUAACACCAACAGUACGCUGGCCUCGCUCGUAUCGUCACUGCAUGCGAAUCAGGAGCGAGAAUCCAGGACGUCUGGGUUAACAAUAAGCGAGCUCAGAGAUUCCAUCUCAAUGGGGAAAAGUCAAGGGGAUUGGUCGCACUUGAUCGGUCUUUUAAGUGCUGUUUUUAGCUCAUACGAGGCUCUCUCUGCGAGUUUUGUAAACGAAACGAUGGACUAUGAAUGUGUAGUCGGACAGUCCGAUCCUUUGGCGAAGCGAGGACGCUCUUCUGAAGGACACACUUCUUGUUCAAUAGAAGAUACUGGAAAGACCUCUGAUUGCCCAAUGGAAGAAGAUCCACAUUUCUCAGAACAAACUGCAGAUGUCCCUGUUGGUCACCUGCCAGCUCUGAUCAGUACCUCUAAAGAUACAAUUGAUGCUGACGCUCACCUGACUCCGCUAAUUCAUCCUGUAAACAUACAUGACAUCCGCUGUGCAUGGUCCAUGAUUUCUGCUCUACCGGAGCGUCAGAAUGUGGUGGAUGCGCUUAUGCGGGCCGUGCGGCGCUUGGUUGUCACCAGUCUCCAUCAGAUCCUCGUAUCCAAAGUCCCUAAUAGUCUUGGAGAUCCUGACGCCCCAUUUUCCGUCAAGAACACACAACAGCGGCUUAUCAAUCUAUUCCUAAUCCUUUAUGAGUGCCCGUUUGCCACCGAUCCGUUGCAUUUCGAGCACUUGCUUUUGAACAUUAAUCGCGCGGCCACUUGGCUCCCAGUGAUGUUACAAGCUCGUCUUUGCCGUGCCUGGGCUAAAUCUGCCCAUCUACCUCUGCCGGACUGCUUGGAUGGGACACCUCCGUCUCCAGAACAGACCAACUUAUGGUCGUUGCAGAAGAUUCUUUUACAUCACAUCACUCUACGCUGCCUCACCACGGAUCAUGGAGUGCCAAAUGAGGACAAACAGAUAUGCGAGGCGGCUCUCGUCCUUCGUAUAGUCUACUAUGCUAGUCUGUUGGCUGGCGAACUAGACAGCGAGGAGCUGCUUAAAAGGGAGGCCAAGGAAAAUGCAGAGUUUGAGGAACUAAUGCACAAUUAUUUCAUAAUAGAGCAUCGGUCUGAGCGUUCUCGUCCCCACUCGAUUGAAGAUCCGCUGGCCAAAGCGUUGGCCAUAUCUCCCCAUGACUGCCGCAAGCCUUUCAUCCCUGCCAAGGAUUUUGUUAACGAAACUCUCAAUGAAGGCCUCAAGCCGAAACGUGAUUACGUCAAUUACAGAUCCAACGAUACGUUUGGCGAACUCAGCUUCAUGAAAUUACCAUUUUUACUGCAAACCAGUUCCAAGACGGUUCUGCUCUACUACGACAACCGAAUGCGUAUGUUAGAUGAACAGCGAGGGGCGUUUCUACAAUCUUUGUUCGUGGAGAAUCCAGAGUUACCGUUUUUAAAGCUUCAUAUAUCACGGGACCGUGUCAUUGAAGAUGCUCUCCUGGCGCUUGAAAUCACGUGCCUCGAAAAACCCAGCGACUUAAGAAAGCAAUUGAUGAUUGAGUUCGAGGACGAGCAAGGGGUCGACGAGGGUGGCCUAAGCAAGGAAUUCUUUCAAUUGAUUAUCGAGAAAGUUUUCGAUCCAGUCUACGGUAUGUUCACUUGCGAUGAUGAACUGGGAACCUACUGGUUUAAUCCGGUACCACUGGAGGAUUUGGACCGGGAAUAUUGUCUUAUCGGCAUUCUGCUUGGUCUGGCUAUUUACAAUGACAUCAUCCUCGAUGUUCACUUUCCAUCUGUUUUGUAUCGGAAGUUAGCGGGCAAACUGGGCACUUUUGAGGAUUUGAAGGAUGCUCGACCGGACUUGAUGCCUGGGUUAACGGCCCUUUUGGAAUACGAUGAUGACGAUUUCGAGGAGGCCUUUGAUUGUAAUUUUGUUGUUUCGUAUUCCGAUCCGUUUGGAAACACGCAACAUCAUGAACUUAUCCCCAACGGUUCAUCCAUUCCCGUGACCAAAGCCAAUCGCCAGGAAUUCGCUGAACGUUAUGCGGAUUUUCUGCUAAACGAAUCGGUGAAAAAACAGUUCCGUGCCUUUCGUAGGGGAUUUCAAAUGGUUGUGAGUGAAAGUCCUCUAAAUUUCCUAUUUCGGCCAGAUGAAAUUGAGCUGCUUAUUCGAGGAAGCCGUGAGUACGAUUUCAGGGAACUCGAACGAGUUACCAGUUAUGAGGAUUACACUGCAGAUUCUCCGGUGAUAAAAAAUUUCUGGCACGUUGUGCACAACAUGACUUCAGAGCAGCAGCGUCAGCUGCUGCAAUUUAGCACCGGGUCCGAUCGCAUUCCUGUCGGUGGUAUGUCAAAAAUGAAGUUUAUCAUAGCUCGUCAAGGUGCAGAUCCUCAUCGACUACCAACGGCUCAUACGUGUUUCAACAUCCUGCUAUUACCGGACUACCCUACUCUGGACCAACUGAAGCGUGAAGUUGCGCUUUCAGCAAUUCUUAAAGGCGUUCUCUACUUGUCGGCAUUUACAGCGUUGGGCCACAAAACCGUAUCUGAAUCACCGAUGGCUACCCACCAGCCUCCUGGGACUACAUCGGAUGACCUGAGUUGUUUGGACGUUGUUCGAUUUGCAACAGCUCGCGCCGCCGAGUUGGCUGCAUUUGAGUCUAGCGUCAAUGUGAUUACCCUACGCGCCGUAACAGGUCUCCAGCGACUGCCAGUUCGCUUGAGACGGCGUGCAGCUAGUCAUAGGAUCAACCGGUUGCCACGCAGACUUCACCGGCACCAUCACUCGAAUCAAACUGCAGGACAAAGCAGCGAAAAAUUACCUACCCAACAUGCUAAACUCAAACAGUCAAAGGCAAAACGAGUCGUUCUGAAAAGCCGCAGAUUUCGUCGGAGGCACCUACGCCUAUUAGACUUCGCCACUCGACUAGCGGCAUCUGCAUCUUCAGACGUCGCUUCUUCUGAUGGGACGUGCAAAUCACUGUGGUUGCCGACUCAUUUGUGGCAUGCGAAACGCUUCCAUAUGAUAGAUAUCUGGGGCUGGCGCUUGCCACACAAACCCAACGACAAAAUUUUUAAGGCGUGUCAGAAUGCUGCCUUGAGUGGAUGCUUGGUCUUCGAUAUGAGUUUUCUUAAUUGCCUGGAGCUCGUCGGUCCGGAAACGAUCCUUGCAGCUUGCAUAAACAGUUUCACGCGAUGCACAGCCUUCUCCAGCUCUUGCAAAGCGCCGACCAACGAAGCAGGUGCGCCAGCUCAUGCGUGCGAACAACUUGCCCUCAUGUACACCGAUUUCAAUGUGAUCUCGGAUCCAUCUGUCACCGUUUGUUUGUCGCGUCCGGUGCUCGGUCCUGUUCGCCUGUUGUGGGGGCCAGUGAACCAACCCGAGUCCUAUCAUCGGAGAGUGUAUCUCUGGAUUCACCCAGCCAUGUCAAAGGAAGCCAUAGAUUUGGUUCAGCGCUGUACACAACACUUCAAUGUAUCUCCGUCCAACCUGGGAGCAAUUCGUUUUGCCAAUUUAACAGGGCGUGUAACGAGAAUCUGCACCAUCGGUCGUCAGUCUCAUCGACUGCUGAGCGAUAUCUUCACUCCUUCCGACUCGGUUCAUUCUCGUGGCGACUGGAAAGCGUGGGCGACAAUCGCCGCCAACGCUAGCCAAUCGAGUUGUCUUCCCUGUGGCUUGACAUUGUAUUUACCCCAAUGUACUGAUUUUCUUCAGAAUCGCCCUAAGCUAAAGUUGCGCAAUCGGAAUUGGAUAUGGCAGCCUCCGAAUACAACGAAUGUCGACCUCUCACGAGGUGGGGAACGGUACACUUGGUCAGAUAGCCUGUUCACUACAACAGGCAACUUCGCCGAUCUUUUGUGUGACGGUGCAAUCGACGAGUCGUCGGCCACCCAAACUGCGCCCCGACUAUUCAAAACUCGGUACUGA
Messenger RNA from Dicrocoelium dendriticum, 4605 nucleotides. The record is from the annotation of a GenBank genome assembly. NCBI's taxonomy places the organism in Eukaryota, Metazoa, Platyhelminthes, Trematoda, Plagiorchiida, Dicrocoeliidae.